AGAAAUAAAAUAAAUAAUUGGACGUACAUGUAUCGGUAUAUAAUUGUUAUAAACUAAUUAGUAAAACAUAUAAAGUAAAUUUUGUGAAUAAAUUGAAUUGUGUACAGUAGUGAUUUGCAAAAUUAAAUUGUGAAAUACAAACGUCCUUCAAAAAAUGUCUCAAAUAACCGGUCGUGCCCUGCAUUAUGUUUUCAAAAUUGGAAAUCGUUCGAAAAAUUCCUUUUUCUUUCGCAAUAUUUUGGGAAUGAAGGUUUUGCGUCAUGAAGAAUUUAAGGAGGGCUGUGAGGCUCAGUGUAAUGGACCUUAUGACAAUCGUUGGAGUAAAACAAUGGUGGGCUAUGGUCCAGAAUCUUCAAAUUUUGUUUUCGAAUUGACUUAUAAUUAUGGAGUAACCAGCUAUGAAAUGGGCAAUGAUUUCGCUGGUGUCGUCUUAAAAUCUCAGGAAUCUAUUGAACGUGCUUUGGCCAACAAUUAUCCUAUGACCGAUGUGGAGGAUAAAAAAUUAUUAGUUUCCCCUGAUGGCUAUAAAUUCUACAUUAUACCCGAAACUGAGCCGAAAGACCAAGAUCCCGUUGUAAAUGUUGGUCUCAGCGUUUCUAAUCUCGAGCAAUCUAAAAAAUACUGGCAUGAUUUGCUGCGCAUGAAUCUAUUGCUUGAGGAUGAUAAUUCCAUUUUACUUAAUUAUGGUGACAAUCAAGCUGCUUUGUGCCUCAAACAAAGUAAAGAAGCCUUAAACCGGGCCAAGGCUUAUGGUCGCAUUGCUUUUGCCGUGCCCAAAGAUCAACAGCCCUAUAUUAAUGAUAUUAUAACAAAGGCUGAGGGAAAAAUAUUAACACCACUCAUUGAGUUGGAUACACCGGGCAAGGAGACUGUACGCGUUAUUAUAUUGGCUGAUCCGGAUGGUCAUGAAAUUUGUUUUGUGGAUGAGGAAGGUUUUGGUAAAUUAUCGGCUGUGGAAGAUGAUGCCGAUAAAAUGUUGGAUAAAUACAUUGGCAAAGAUCCAUUCCAAAAAGAGUUGGAUGCUAAAGAGCAAUGAAAUACGAAUUUAUGAUAUACUUUUUUCAUUAAAACACAAAAGACCACUAACCAGUAGAUAUUAUAAAGGCACCUCACAUUUUCGGAUAAUUAUUUAAAAUACUGUAUUAGCAGUUUUAUUUUGCAAAUAUAAUCUUACACAUUUGAGUAUUUUUCAAA
This is a messenger RNA of Calliphora vicina (urban bluebottle blowfly), 1194 nucleotides long. RefSeq names its product glyoxalase domain-containing protein 4. Bases 155 to 1036 code for a protein of 293 amino acids. The transcript has 4 exons. The record is from RefSeq and is a predicted model, not a curated record. Lineage: Eukaryota; Metazoa; Arthropoda; Insecta; Diptera; Calliphoridae.